AUGGCCGCUUUUGCUCAACCUCCUCCCCCAGCAACAAACCUCGGCCGCCACCGCCCCCUCGCCCCUUCCUGCGGUCUCCAUGUGUCACCCCUCCAGCUGGGUGCGAUGAGCAUCGGCGACAAGUGGGCGGAGUUCGGGAUGGGCGCGAUGGACAAAGAGUCGAGCUUCAAGCUCCUGGACGCGUUCUACGAGGCCGGCGGGAACUUCAUUGACACCGCAUCUAACUACCAAGACGAAACGUCUGAGAAAUUCAUCGGGGAGUGGAUGGAGGCUCGCGGGAUCCGCACGCAAAUGGUCGUCGCUACGAAGUACUCGAUGAAUGGAAAGCGCGGCCGGACGGACAUCAAACAGCACACGGCCUGGGCGGGCAACAGCUUUAAGACGAUGCGCGUCACCAUCGACGAGGCGCUUGAGAAGCUACGGACCUCCUACAUCGACAUCCUCUACGUCCACUUUUGGGAUUACACGACCCCGAUCGAGGAGGUCAUGGACGGCCUCCACCAGCUGGUGAUGUCCGGCAAGGUCCUCUACCUCGGGAUCUCCGACACGCCGGCGUGGAUCGUCAGCUCCGCGAACAGGUACGCGCGCAUGGCGCACAAGACGCCCUUCGUCGUCUACCAGGGCGAGUGGAACGUGUUUGAGCGCACGUUUGAGCGGGAUAUCAUCCCGCUCGCGCGGCACGAGGGCAUGGCGCUCGCGCCGUGGAACGUCCUCGCAGGCGGCAAGAUCCGCACGGACGCGGAGGAGCACGCGCGCAUCGACAGCGGCGAGGGUGGGCGCGAGUCGUUUGGGCCGUGGUUGCGGAACGAGCACGAGAAGGCGGUGGCGAAGGUCCUGGAGGAAGUCGCAAAGGAUGUCGGAACCGACUCGAUUCAGGCCGUCGCGAUUGCGUACGUGAUGCAGAAGACCCCCUACGUAUUUCCUGUUAUCGGCGGGCGCAAGGUGAAGCACCUGCACGACAACAUCAAGGCGCUCUCGAUCGCGCUCUCGGACGAGCACAUUAAGAUGAUUGAGACUGCUUCGCCUUUCGACAAGGGGACAAUGUACAAUGUCUUCGGCGAUGGGUCCGACUACGGCUUUUUUCACAAGUAUGCUGGUCAUUUCGAUCGUUGGCCGACUGCCCCGGCCCUCAGCCCGAACGCGCACUAG
Messenger RNA from Epithele typhae, 1149 nucleotides. Its product is annotated as Aldo/keto reductase. Lineage: Eukaryota; Fungi; Basidiomycota; Agaricomycetes; Polyporales; Epitheliaceae. The transcript has 5 exons. Bases 1 to 1149 code for a protein of 382 amino acids. The record is from RefSeq and is a predicted model, not a curated record.